This is a messenger RNA of Zymoseptoria tritici IPO323, 1041 nucleotides long. RefSeq lists its product as uncharacterized. NCBI's taxonomy places the organism in Eukaryota, Fungi, Ascomycota, Dothideomycetes, Mycosphaerellales, Mycosphaerellaceae. The record is from RefSeq and is a predicted model, not a curated record. The annotation marks the transcript as partial. The transcript has a single exon.
UCAGCCGGAAGCCUUUUACCGCAAGAGGACAUCUUGGCUAGCUUACGGUAUGACGAGUUGCGCAGAAGAUGGGAUGGUAUCAAAAUGGCAGAGACUGGCACAUACGAUUGGAUUUUCGCCGAUGGGUCGAGCUCGAACUCCCCGGUGUACUUUCUGCAGUGGUUGAAGCAUAGAGAUGGUCUGUACUGGAUCACCGGCAAGCCAGGCUGCGGGAAGUCUACACUCAUGAAGCACAUCUCCGACCACCCAAACACAAAGGCUGCCUUGAAGGAUUGGGCAAAUGGACGCGAUCUCGUCAUUGGGACGCAUUUCUUCUGGUAUCUUGGCACUCCAGUCCAGAAAUCAUACGAGGGCACGCUCAGGUCCCUACUGCAUGACGUCUUCGAGCAACGGCCAGCGCUCAUGGAGCUGACUUGUGAAUCCCGGUGGAACGAGGAACUGCGUGGCAGAGACACCCGAUUGACCACUUGGACAUUGUCAGAGCUUCGGAAGUGCAUUACCAAGUUGGCCACGAUUCCGUUCGAGCUUGACGGCAAGACUUCGUGCUUUUGCUUUUUUAUUGAUGGUCUCGACGAGUACGAUGGCGAGCAUGACGAAGUGGUGCAGUUGCUGCAAGAUCUGAGUGGUUGCAAAUCCGUGAAGAUCUGUGCCUCUAGCAGGCCAUGGCAGAUCUUCCUCGAAUCGUUCGCAACUGGUAUCAAUGAUCGGCACACACUGCAGCUCCAUCUGCACACCAUUAAAGAUAUCGAAAAGGUCGUCCACAAGGAACUUGGGCCGAGGAUGCUCUCCAUGCAAGGCGGAAGAGACGGUUUGCAACAACUGAUCACCGACAUCAUCGAUAAAGCACAAGGUGUGUUUCUGUGGGUCUCCCUGGUGAUCCAUAAAGAGCUUCUACCAGGACUACGACACCAUGACAGCAUGAACAUGCUUCGUGAGAGGUUGAGAAGUAUACCCGACGGUCAGCCGUCUGCUCAUCUGGCAUUGUGGUGCUUCACUAAUGACUUGAGUAGAGCUGAACGACUAUUUCGAGCAAAUAUUUGA